CAUGCAUCCAUCGCUAGUGUUUUCAACAUGGCAGCGAUCAGGGGAAGGGUGGCACAGAGUUGUCUGACAACAUGCCUCUUCAGACAGACAAACCUCGGCGGUAUCAGCACUUUCCCUCUCUUGACGACAAGGGGAGAGGCGACGAUACAGACUUCCAACCUCCACACAUGUAGAGGGGGCAGGAAUGCUUUUGUCAGGGCGAUCCUGGGACAUCAGAAGAAUGGACAACUCCUGCUUGUCAGCCCUGUGCCUGUCAGAUACAACAGCACACAGGUCCCAGGUGACACAUUGGAAUCAGUAUCCACACCAAGUCCUCCAGACCUGCAAGCCUUGACUGAUGUGCCGGUCGCUGUGGCGGACACCAGCAUGGCAGCUGCAGCAGCGGUUGAUUCCGCCCCCGUCGUCAUCUCCCAGCCAAUCACAGAGCAGGUGGCCGAGGUUGCCCCCACGGUAGUGGACGUUCUCCAGGAGGCGGGACCUGAGCUCAGGCUGGCAGAGCUGGGAUUGGGCAACUACACACCAGUCGGGGCCAUCCAGAACCUCCUGGAGUUCUUCCAUAUGGACCUUGGCAUGCCAUGGUGGGGAGCCAUUGCUCUGGGUACGGUGCUGGCCCGCUGUCUGGUGUUCCCGGUGAUCGUCAAGGGCCAGAGGGAGGCGGCCAAGCUGAACAACGUGAUGCCAGAGAUGACAAAGCUGACCAACCGCAUGAACGAGGCCAAGCAGAGCGGGAACAAGUUUGACUUUGCAAAGGCGUAUUCGGACCUGAUGCUGUUCCAGAAGAAGAAUGAUGUCAACCCCCUCAGAGGGUUAAUAGUGCCCUUGGUUCAGAUGCCCAUCUUUGUCUCCUUCUUCAUCGCGCUGAGGAAGAUGGCGUACCUCCCGGUUCCCAGCCUGCAGACCGGCGGCACACUGUGGUUCCCCGACCUGACCAUGGCCGACCCCUACUACAUCCUGCCCUUCGCCGUCACCGGAACCAUGUUCGCCAUCCUGGAGCUAGGGGCAGAGUCUGGUGUAGAUAACCCCAAUCUGAAGGCGAUGAAGACGGUGUUGAGAGUGAUGCCCUUCGUCAUCCUCCCCCUCACCAUCAACUUCCCCACGGCGGUGUUCACAUACUGGAUGACGUCCAACCUGUUCACCCUGAGUCAGGUGGCCCUGCUCAACCAGACGCUGAUCAGGAAGAGGCUCGGCAUCCCAGAGAAGAUUGUCCACCCGGCCUCCGCCCUGCCCCCCCAGGAGGGCUUCAUCAAGACCAUCCAGAAAGGUUGGAAGAACGCCCAGUUGGCUCAGCAGCUGGAGGAGAGGGAGAGGAGGAUAAAGGGACACCUGGACAUUGCCUCUAAAGGGCCGCUGAGGCAAACAUUCACCCACAAUCCUUUGCAACAGACCGCUCCCGCCUCCACCUCGACAAAGGCGUCAGGACAGAGCACGGGAAAGAAGAGGCCAUGGGAGGAUACGAUUGGCUGAGAGGGAAGGUCAGAGAUGAGAUGAUUGGUUCCAUGGAGGUGUCCGGGAAGGAUUGCAAUGAUGUGACUGGUUUAAAAGGAUGACUGACAGAUGACAACACCUCCACCGUGUACAUAUUUAUUUGGCUAACUAGUGUGAGAGAAAGGGGAGGGGAGGGAUCUGUGUGGGUGGGAUUCGUGGGGACUCGUAUGAUACUUGUGUAUUAUAACCAAUAAACAACACAUUGGAU
This is a messenger RNA of Engraulis encrasicolus (European anchovy), 1693 nucleotides long. It is a transcript of the gene oxa1l, whose product is annotated as OXA1L mitochondrial inner membrane protein. The transcript has 11 exons. Gene Ontology annotation, biological process: protein insertion into mitochondrial inner membrane from matrix. The coding region runs from base 28 to 1464 and encodes 478 amino acids. Gene Ontology annotation, cellular component: mitochondrial inner membrane. Gene Ontology annotation, molecular function: membrane insertase activity. The record is from RefSeq and is a predicted model, not a curated record. Lineage: Eukaryota; Metazoa; Chordata; Actinopteri; Clupeiformes; Engraulidae.